Molecule: messenger RNA, 2159 nt
Organism: Odocoileus virginianus texanus
Lineage: Eukaryota; Metazoa; Chordata; Mammalia; Artiodactyla; Cervidae
Source: RefSeq, a predicted model, not a curated record
AAAACAGGAGAAUGAAAGAAUGGCCAAAACAAAUGAAUGAAAAGAUGAAUGAAUGAACUUUCUCUUGCCUGUACUAAUCUUGGCUUCUUGGCAACAAUGGGGGGACCACUGUACUUCCUCCUCUGGCCUCUACCUUGUGCUUAACUGGUUAGCUGGGUGCCCCAUGCUCCCAGAACAUGGACUGCAGCCCCAUGAAGAAUGCUUGAUAAUUAAAGGUGAUGUGGGUUACAGACUAGAGAAUCCAAGCAUCAUCAUUUUUCAGUUAGCCACAAUCUGGGUAAAACAUUUUCAUUGAAAUCAAAUUUUAAGUUGGGAGAAAUUAGUUUGGGGAGUUACGUUUUACUCUCAUAUAACUUUUAUAACUUUAUUAGGUAUAUUCACAUUAAGAGUAGCUCACACUUGCUUGUGGCAGGCACUGAUCCUCACGACAAACCUAUGGGGCGGGUACUGUAUUAUCCCUUUUUAUAGAUAGGGAAGCCAAGCGCGGGGGUUCAUUAAUGGGCCUAGGCCACACAGAUCACAUGUGGCAGAGCUGGUAUUUGAACCGGGACAUCUGGACCAGAGCUCAUAUGCUUGGCUUCAACGCUCUAUUUCUCUCUGAGUGUAUUGGCAGGACUUCAUGUUUUUUUCUGGGCCUCAGUUUCUCUCAUCUGUAAAGUAGGAAGAGGGGAUGAUUUGAGUCACUGUCUCAAAGGUUUUCCCUUAUAGGACCAUUGGAUUAAAGUUGUGAAUUCUCUCUGGAUGUCAGUAAAUAUGGAAAUGCCAUUGGGGCGAUAAGUAGACUGCAACCAAAAGAAAAACCAUGGAUUAAGAAGACGGAGUCCAGGCUGAGAAGCCUCUGGAUGUAGGAAGCCCAGCUGAACAGGCAUGGCAUGGGACAAUGGCACAGGCCAGGCCCUGGACGCCCCGCCCACCAACUGCGUUUACCGAGAGAACUUCAAGCAGCUGCUGCUGCCACCCGUGUAUUCGGUGGUGCUGGCGGUCGGCCUGCCCCUGAAUGCCUGUGUCAUCGCCCAGAUCUGCAUGUCCCGCCGGGCCCUGACCCGCACGGCCGUGUACACCCUGAACCUGGCCCUAGCUGACCUGCUGUAUGCCUGCUCCCUGCCCCUGCUCAUCUACAACUACGCCCAAGGUGACCACUGGCCCUUCGGAGACCUCACCUGCCGCCUGGUCCGCUUCCUCUUCUAUGCCAACCUCCAUGGCAGCAUCCUCUUUCUCACCUGCAUCAGCUUCCAGCGUUACCUAGGCAUCUGCCACCCUCUGGCCCCCUGGCACAAGCGUGGGGGCCGCCGGGCUGCCUGGCUCAUGUGUGGGGCCGUAUGGCUGGCCGUGACAACCCAGUGCCUGCCCACUGCCCUCUUUGCCUCCACAGGAAUCCAGCGGAACCGCACGGUCUGCUAUGACCUGAGCCCGCCUGCCCUGGCCACCCGCUACAUGCCCUAUGGCAUGACCCUCACGGUCAUCGGCUUCCUGCUGCCCUUUGUCGCCCUCCUGGCCUGCUACUGCUGCCUAGCCCGUCGCCUGUGCCGCCAGGAUGGCCCAGCAGGGCCGGUGGCCCAGGAGCGGCGUGGCAAGGCAGCCCGCAUGGCUGUGGUGGUGGCGGCUGUCUUUGCCAUCAGCUUCCUGCCUUUCCACAUCACCAAGACAGCCUACCUGGCAGUGCGCUCUACACCUGGUGUCUCCUGCCCUGUGCUGGAGGCCUUUGCAGCAGCCUACAAGGUCACCCGGCCCUUCGCCAGUGCCAACAGCGUGCUGGAUCCCAUCCUCUUCUACUUCACCCAGAAGAAGUUCCGCCAGCGGCCACAUGAGCUGCUACAGAAACUCACGGCCAAGUGGCAGCGACAGGGUUGCUGAGUCCUCCAGGGCAGGACACCUGGGGGCAGGGCAACCAUUGUGAUUGCCACCGUGACUGGGGCACCAGAAGCUCCACCAGCUCCAAAGCAUGCAGAGAAUUAGAGCUUAGCUCAGCUGGGCAUAGACUGAAGCCCUCACAUACCCCGAAACUUCAACAACUAUUUAUUAAACCCCUUUUCUGGACCAGGCUCCACGGGUACAGAGAGAGACAAGCCUGGGCCUGGUUCUCCAGAAGGCCCCAAGAAGCCAUGGAGAAUUCAGAAGUCAUGUUAAGCUUCUCACAAAAAUACAGUAUAACAUGUACU